Molecule: messenger RNA, 5064 nt
Organism: Bufo gargarizans (Asiatic toad)
Lineage: Eukaryota; Metazoa; Chordata; Amphibia; Anura; Bufonidae
Gene: LRRC40
Product: leucine rich repeat containing 40
Exons: 15
Coding region: 92-1909 (605 amino acids)
Molecular function (GO): protein binding
Source: RefSeq, a predicted model, not a curated record
UCGGGCGCCACCUAGCGCCUCCCGCCGGCAGUGUCCGCUCUGGGCGGGCUCCCUGGGUUUGAAUUGCGUCCCCCGGACCCCGCUGCCUGUCAUGUCUCGGUUCAGGAGGGGAGGAAUGACCGGGGACUCCCGGGAAGGUUUCCGUGACCAGAGGGCCAAGGAGCCGGCCGUUCCUCAGGGACUGAUCAAGGCGGCCAGGAAGAGCGGCCAGCUGAACCUGUCAGGAAGAGGCCUGAGCGAGGUUCCGGCGAGCGUUUGGAGAAUAAACUUGGACACCCCGGAGGAGGCGCACACCAACGUCCAGUUCGACGCGGCCGACCGCUGGUGGGAGCAGACGGAUCUGCUGAAGCUGUUCCUCUCCUCCAAUCGGCUGCAGUCUCUGCCCGACGACCUCCGGCUGCUCCCGGCCCUCGUGGUGCUCGAUGUCCAUGACAACCUCCUGACGGAGCUCCCCGCUGCCAUCGGAGAGCUGGUGAACCUGCAGAAGCUGAACGUCAGUCACAAUAAACUGAAGUCGCUGCCGCCGGAGCUAGCGCAGCUGCAGAAUCUCAAGAGCCUUCUUGUCCAGCACAACCAGUUGGAGGAAAUGCCAGACGUGCUGGGACCGCUGAGUGUUCUGGAGGAGCUGGACCUUUCCAGUAAUGGUCUGCGGAACAUUUCAGGAUGCCUUGGAGGUCUUAGCCAUCUCAGUCGGCUCAACCUGUCCAGCAACAAGCUAAAAUCCCUUCCUGCUGAAAUCAGCUCCUUAAAAAGCCUCAGACAGCUGGACUGCACAUCAAAUCUGCUGGAGGACGUGCCCACUUCUUUAGCUGGAAUGGAUUUUCUGGAGCAGCUGUACCUAAGACAGAACAAGCUGACGUUUCUGCCUGAGCUUCCCAACUGCAAGCUGCUGAAGGAGCUGCAUGUUGGUAACAACCAGAUAAAUACUCUGGGCCCCCAGCACUUGUCACACUUGAGUGGUCUCAUUAUACUGGAGCUGCGGGAUAAUAAACUGAAGAGCUUACCUGAUGAAAUAGCUUUGCUUAAAGGACUGGAACGGCUGGACUUGACCAAUAAUGACCUGAGCAAUCUGCCCAAUUCUCUUGCAAAUCUUCCAAAUUUAAAAUCGCUUCAGCUGGAAGGAAAUCCCUUGAGGGGCAUUAGGAAGGAUCUUCUCAGUAAUGGUACCCAGAAGCUACUGAAGUAUCUAAGAGGCAGAAUUCAAGUCCCAGAUCCAAAGUCUGAACAGGGAGAGGCUGCUGCAGUUACAGCUAUGACAAUGCCAAGUGACGCCCUUGUGAAUACUCAUGCCCUUGCCACAUUGAAGACCUUAGAUUACAGUGAUAAGCAAGCUCUGGCCAUACCUGAUGCCGUCUUCAAUGCAAUCGGGAGUUCCCCCAUCGCAAUUGUAAAUUUCAGCAAAAAUCAGCUGACGGAAGUUCCUUUAAGGAUUGUAGAACUGAAAGAUUCAGUGUGCGACGUUAAUCUCGGCUUCAAUAAAAUCCCAACAAUUUCACUAAAUUUGUGCAUGCUACACAAACUAAAGCACCUAGAUAUGAGGAACAACUUACUUGGGUCUCUCCCUGAUGAGCUGGAGGCGCUGACUCAGCUGCAAUCGAUCAUCCUUUCUUUUAACAGAUUUAAAACCUUCCCUGAUGUUCUGUACCGGAUCCCCACACUGGAGACUAUACUCAUUAGCACCAAUCAGAUUGGAUCCAUCGAUCCUCUGCAAUUAAUUAAGCUUACCAAACUCUCCACCUUGGACCUCCAGAAUAAUGACCUCCUGCAAAUUCCUCCAGCCCUGGGAAACUGUGAAAAUCUAAGAUCUCUGAGCCUGGAAGGAAACCCUUUCAGAAACCCCCGAGCUGCUAUUUUAGCCAAAGGGACGGCAGCUGUUCUUGAAUAUCUACGGAGUCGCAUCCCCACCUGAUCGAUGGAAAAUAGGGGCUUUUAGGACUGUCCGUGUGACAACAUGCUUAGCUGGAAGUGAUUGUUCUGACCUUCACAAGUUUUACUGCCAUAUAUCAUCUUCAUACUGUGAGUAGAGGUUAGUGGAGGGGGACAGGCCUCUUCUGCCCAACAUAUAUAAAUUAAAUUUACUCCAGUUUUCUGAAAUCUAUGCCAGGCCACUAAGGGGCAGUAUUUACAAUAUGGCCCCUUAUAUUUAUUUUUCUCCCUGUACUUUGAUAUUAUACCUACCCAGUAAUUUCUCUGCCUAAAAUAUUUUACAAAUGUCUGCUCUUUCGCGUAAUAAUUUUUCAUGACUCCAUUUAGUCGCUCCUCUCUGCUUAAUUCAAUUUAAAGAGCAUCUGCCAGCAGAUUUGUACCUAUGACACCGGCUGACCUGUUACAUGUGCACUUUGCAGCUGAAGGCAUCUGUGUUGGUCCCAUGUUCAUAUGUGCCCGCAUUGCUGAGACAAAUGUAUGUUUUAUUAUAUACAAAUGAGCCUCUUGGAGCAACGGGGGCGUUACUAUUACACCUGGAGGCUCUGCUCUCUCUGCAACUGCCGUUUCCUUUGCACUUUGACAGGGUCAGGCACCGAAAACCUCAUCACACCCGAACCUGUCAUGCAAAGGGCUUGGCAGUUGCAGAGAAAGUGUACAUGCAACAGGUCAGCCAGUUUCAUAGGAAAAAAAUCUGCCGACAGAUGCCCUUUAAGGGAUACUCCACUUUUAUUCAUCACGUCAUGUUAUUAAUUUACACGUAAUAUUGGCUAACUUUUGUUGUCAACUUGAGGAAAAUCUUUAUUUUUAUUUUUAUUCCACAUCAUGAGCUGCAUCACAGCUCAGCUUGGUGCAGAGACCUGAUCAGAUCUCUCUGUACUGCAUUGUGGAAGAAUGCAACAGAGAGAGAACUCAGUACAGAUACUAAACCAGCAGGGGCUGCUGGUAAACCUGAGACCAAACUUAAAAGGAAAACCAAAAGAAUUGUGAUUGCAGCUUCGGUUAUGAAUGGCGUUAUAUGGCAUGUUAUGACUCAAGAUCCACCCAAGUCAGCUGAUAGUCAGCAUGUGAAUGAAGUGCUGCUGUACAGACAUUUUUAUCCUUCCAACAUCCAAUGUGACAUUUUCAGCUUUUGGCUGGCGUUCUUCUUUAAGAUGGAGCACAAAGGAAAACUUAGAAAUAAGAACAUUGAGCACUUGUGUAAUAAAAGAAUUCUCACUUUCUAUAAAUGCAACGAUGAACAUCGUUUUGGUUUUCAGUCCAAAAUUCUAUUCUGAUUUUAGAAUUUACCUUUAUAGCAGUCGGAACUCCAUUUUCCUUUAAUCUGCUCUAUAAACAUGAUAUGAACACAUUUUGCCUGCUGCUGCCACUAGGGGGCGCUUACUUCAUGCAAAUUUAUUUAGCUCUCACUGAAUUCAAUAAUAAUUUCUAUGCAGUGAGCUCCCCCUAGUGGUGACACUUCACCGGGAACACACACCUAUAUACUGUCAUACAGAGGAUUCAGAAGUUGUAUUCUCGCAAAUGUUUGUUUUGCUGUCAAUGUGGCUGCCUAACCCGAGUGUGUAUAAUUUUUUUUUUUUUUUUUUUGUAAUGCAACAUUUUCUAUGGAAAAAGUGCAAAUAUGUGUGAACUAGAGGAAAUGGACAUCUCGCUGCUCUGUGUUCAGCCAAGCAUGUGACACUAAAUGUUUAUCAGUAAAACCUAUUGCCUAUUGGACAUCUAUGGCACAUUGCUGAAGUUUUUAAAGAGGUAUUCCGACAGCAGGGGAUGGCAUAAGUGUAACUUGCUGAUCUGCGGCGUCUGACUUCCAGGAACCCCACAGUCAGGUACAUAAAGGGGCUGCCUGGGAGCAGUGGCACUAUGCAAGGACAAAAUUUAACAGCAGGGCAGAAAUGUCUUUCAUGGUUUCCCUUUUUAGGUGUUUUAUUUCUUCCAAAACUUUUUUUUGGUUGUUGUUUUUGAGAGGGGGUGGAGGAGAGCCAAAGAAAAACAGUGGUGAGAUGUUAUAAAUUGCUUUACAAACAAUUUUUGUACUGCCGUUCUUGGUGUUCGUCUUUAGGCUUUUUUUUUCCCAAGCUGCAGCAUGCUCUUGGUAUGGCAUUUUUCAGACUUGAUCAUGAGGGUGACGGGAGUCUGUCCCCCACAUAUCUGAAAUUGAUGACCUAUCCCGAAGAACUGCACAGAGAGUUGUUCAGUUUGAGCUACACAAGAAGCAAUGGCAGAAUUAUGUGACAACCUGCACUUACCCUUUCAACCUGUUCCUUGUGGACUUGCAUAGAAAAUCACGGAGAAAAUUCAGCAGUUUUCACAUUGGCCACUAGAUGUCACCGCAGUAGUCAGAUCUUGUUGUACAACCUGCUGUGAAGAAAUAUCUCGAACUGACAAUGAUUUUGAUGUAUUGCACUAAAACGAAAGAAUCUAUUCAGCCACGACUUGUACAAUAAUCUGACAUUUUAUUUUGUACAAUACUUUUUUUUUUUCUAUACGUUAUUGAAAACACUUGAAUACUGAAAAAGUUAGAACUUCAAAGCCUUAAAAAUGGGCCCCUGCUGUACAUGGCACAGCGUUGAUCUAGUCCCUGUAUUUGGUUGUAUAUACAGAAAGCAUCUCCAAAAGUUUGUGCCCCCUCCAUCUACAAAGUCCCCAAUUCAGUCAUUUCUAGCAUAUAUUUUUCAGCUAGAAGUAUACAUGUUGCCAUGUGCAAAAGAACCAAACAAGAAAAUUUAUUGCACAGAAUCAAUAAAGUGUAAAAUAUAAAUAUAUAUAUAUAUCCCCCUCUGCAGGUACAGGAAAAGCAGCGGUCAAGUUCAGUAAAUUUUCCAUACUUCAAAAACGUGUAAUACAUUCACAGGUUAUUGGAGGGAAGCGGUGAGGACACGCCACCGCUUUAUCUACAUCCACAUAAUGAAAAGUACAUUGGUCUUUAUUAUAACAGAGAAUUUUUUUUAAACGCUUACAAAAUGACAAAUCUUCAUAUUUAACCCUAAAUCACAACUUUUUGUUAAAAAAAAACUUUUUUUGUACCUGCAUCAAUUUUAAGCAUUCUGUACACACUUUCUAAGCACAAUUUCUAGAUAUAUAAUUUUUUUUUUAUGCAUAUGAAAGCUUGACUUUCAAUAUUAAAUAAAUCCCAUUCCAGUC